AUGGAUGGUCAGAAAAUGAAAAGCUCGACCAAGGCCUACGAAACAGUUGUAUCUUUUGACGAAAACAAGGAAUCAGAAAAUAUUCAAAUGCUGGAUGAAGUGAAAUAUGCACGCUCCGAUCGGAAUCCAUCUAGCCUCUUCGAAUCAGUGCAGUCAGAUGAAAUUUUACUGACUGGUAUCGAUCCCGGAUCGUGUCUAUUACCUGUGGACUCCAUGAAGGACAUCAGUCAUCAGAAUGGAGGACGAUCAGAAAUUGACGGGAAAGCAAAACGUUUGAUGUCAGUGAAGAACCACAUCGCAGAACAUGCUAUCAUGCAGGAGAAACAGAAGAUCCCAAUACAUGUUGGACUAUGGAAGAUGAGAGAAACAAAAGAGGCUGUGGAGGUGGAGGCUGUGGAGGUGGAGGUGGAGGCGGUGGAGAUGGAGGCGGUGGAGGUGGAGGCGGUGGAGGUGGAGGCGGUGGAGGUGGAGGCGGUGGAGGUGGAGGAGGUGGAGGCGGUGGAGGUGGAGGCGGUGGAGAUGUCAAUCUAUGGAAAGGUGCAAUAUUUGCAGCAAGUGUACAUAUCUAAGCCAUGGGUCGAGAAGAUGGAAGGGGACACUAUAGAUGCUGCUCUCACCAAGAACAAGAAUGUUCUGGCGUUGCUGACUGAAAAUGGGCGCAAGAAGACUUUCCUUGACAUUCCUGCGAUUGCAGAUUUUGUCAACGUCUCGGAACUCAUCAGAUGGGGAUUCUAUCUGGACAUCGAUCCAACGACUGCUCAAGUGAAUUCCAAGAACGAAGAGGAAGUAUUGAACAUCAUCGUUUGUUGUGCUUUUUGCAAUGGGAAAGGCAGUUUGAAGAGUUUCGUCAAGAGCGAACCAGGUCAAUCCAUUCGCUCUCGUUAUCGCCGUUUCCCACCUGGGUACGAUGCAUAUGCUACUCCUCUAAGUGUCUAUCAACGUCAUAAGGAAAUAAAUUGGAUGUGCCCUCUGUUGACCGGUGAGUAUCUUCCGAACGUGGAAUUUUCAUUCCGAGCUCUGAGCAGAUGCUAUCCCGACGAUGAUGAAGAUUUCAAUCCAAACCGGAGGAAGCUCCUUGGUUACAAAACCAGAUUUCAAUCUUUUGAGUUUUUUCCGAAGAAAUUCAUCGUCUCUGUUCAUGAACUGGCGAGAUGGGGCUUAUACUACACGGGAAUCCGAGAUGAGACGGCUUGCAUUUUUUGUCGUGUAAUUCUUCACAACUGGGAGUUUCAAGAUUCUCCAUAUGAGGAACAUAGAAGAUUUUCUCCAAACUGUCCUUUGAUUAAAGGACGCAAUGUUAUGGAUAUCUCAUAUGAUGAUCCUCUCAAAUCUGAAGUCAUCAAGGAAAGAGAAGAGAAGAAUCGAGACGUUUUGGACGCUAUCACCGAUGUUCAAAGCAGACGUUCUCGUUCGAAUUCCUUCAAAUCUGAUCCAGAUGAAAGCACCAACAAUACAAACAAACAGAUUGGAGAGUCUCCUCCCUCGCCCCCAUCUCGGAACCGAACUAUUCGUGUACCAGAUGGUCAAGUUGUCCUUGACUUUGACUGUCUAGUUACAGGUUAUCCUGAGGUUCUUAUGGUGCUCGCACAGGAGGUCAUUUGCAUAAAUCGCAAGGCCUUCCCUGCGGUUCUCUUCCUCGGGGAAUGCUUGGGUAUUGAAGAGCGUACCAAAGAACACGUCGAAGGAAGAAACGGUCAUGAUUUACCACCUGUUAAGAGACACAAGAUUUCAUCUAAAGAGACGUUAUCUGAUUUGAGUUCUGCUGCGGGCCAUGAAAACAAACAGACGUACGAACAAAAUGACAACGAGGAAGAUUCUCUACUACACAAAGCAUCAACGAGUUCUGCUGGACAAAGUGACGACAGGAAUACCGACAGAAGAGGAAGAAAUGAAGAAGCAGAAUAUUGUCCUUUGUGUGCUCGUGGUCCAUUCCGCUAUCAUUUCAACCUGAAUCAACACUUUCGGGAUGUUCACCUUGGACUCAGUGACUCUCAUCCGCGAUUGCACCCAGUGAAUCAGGUUGGUGGAGGUUCAGAUAUUCAACGCGUUGGACGCUUCACCCUUGUGGAAACGGCAGCUAAUCGUACUGCAGAAAACUAUGUUUUCGAUCCUGUGACAGAGAAUUUAGACCCCGAGAGUUUCAUCAUGGCUUCUCGCGAACAUCUUCUGGACUUUUUUUCUAAAUAUUUUCAACAGAUAAAUAGACAAGCAUUGAAAGUGCAAGUCGUCUUGUCUGUUCAUUGUCAUCGCUUUACAUUAGAAGGCCGAGAAACGAUGAUCAUGUUCAUUCGAACCGAGCCAGUGAGUAUGAUGGGUGAGAAUGAUAAUUUAGAGGAAAGAGUGAGACAGAUCGGUCAGAACCUCUCGCGUCGAUUAGAUAAGGCCGAAAAUCAGGGAAGUGGUUGGAGCUACGAUAGAGUUGAGGAUUUCAUAAUAGAGGUGACGCGUUUCGAACCUAUCAAAGGCAGUAAAUUCGUGCAACUUCCAGUAUCACUUAGACCUCUGCAAUCGCUCAUCAACCCUCGUAACGAUGACGAUAUGUGUUUUCUCUUUUGUCUUGCCAUGUCCGAUCAUCCACCCAAAGAUGGGCAUUUCGACCGCAUCGAGGGUUUCAGGAAGUAUUUUGCAGAAUAUGACGUCCGGGGACUAAAUUUUCCUGUAUCACCCACGCAAGUGCCAAUAUUUGAGAAACGUAAUGGUCGCGCCAUCACUAUUCUCGGUUUUGAAGGAGCGCGCGACAAAGGGAAACAGGACAGGGUGUAUGUAAUCAGUGCCUCAACUAUGCCCGAGAGCCUUUCGCGCAUAUUUUUACUGUUGUUGGAAGAAGGACACUAUGUUCUCAUCAAGAACUUGAGAGGAUUCUUGAAUCAUUUUCGUAAAUCACGGUGCUAUCGCUACUGCGAUCGAUGCCUGGUAGGGCUUUCGUACAAGAGCUCUUAUGACAAGCACAGGCGUUUGUGCUUGACGCAUGCAGCUGCGGCUAUUCGAAUGCCAGAACAAGAGAAGUCCAUUUUGGAAUUCAAUGCAUAUAAGAAAUGCCUCCGUUUACCCAUGGUCGCUUAUGCCGACUUCGAAUGUAUUCUCUCGAAAUGCGUGGAGGGAGGCUCGGAUCGAUUGCAUAAACAUCUACCCUUUUGUUAUCACCUAUUGGUGAUAGAUUUUUUUGGGCAUGUUUGGACUGAGGUGUCUUACACAGGAGAGGAUUGUGUUUCUCACUUUCUCAUGACCCUUUUUAUCUUGAGAGAUGCAGCCAAGAAACAUGUGUUGGAACGUGAGAAGCCUCUCGUUGUCUCGACACAAGAAAGAGAGGCUAUCUUAAAGCAACCAGAAUGCGUGAUCUGUGGUAAAUCUUUUCUUCCAGAGGAAGAGAAGCACAUUGACCAUUGUCAUGUGACAGGUGAAAUUAGAGGAGCCACUCAUUCCACUUGUAAUCUGGGAUUUACAACUGCCAAAGAAUCUUUCCGGGUCCUAAUUCACAACUGUGGAAAGUACGACCUAAAACUCUUAUUGAAGGGUAUUGCCGAUGGGAUGCAAGGCUUGGUUAAGGAUAUUCAUAUCAUUCCCCGUACUGAAGAGACGUUUCUCACCAUGAAAUUGAAUGGAAUCACUUUCCUAGACUCGUUUCAGUUUCUUAGCUGCUCGUUAGACAAGCUGGUGAGUUCUCUUGGUGAGGAAAUGGAUUUGACCAUUUUGAAAGAAGCUUUUCCUGAGACAACACCAGAGCAGCUGACAUUACUCCAGAGAAAGGGCUAUUUUCCCUAUGAGUAUAUCACGGACAUGAAAAUUCUGUCUGAGACCCAGCUACCACCGAGAGAGAACUUUUUUUCCUUGCUGAAAGCAGAAACAAUUUCCGAGGAUCAAUAUCGACAUGCGAUUCAGGUGUGGGAUACUUUUCACUGCAAAACUAUAGGUGACUAUGGCUUGUUGUAUUGCCGUGUUGAUACGCUCCUCCUGGCGACCGUCUUUGAACGAUUUCGUCGGCAGACAAUGCACGACUUUGGCCUUGAGGCAUGUAUGUUCGUGUCACUACCCUCCUUGAGCAUGGCAGCAGCUCUGAAGACUAGUAAAGUCAAAUUAGAGCUCGUUACCAACAUCGAUCAGCACCUGAUGUGGGAAGCCGGAAUUCGCGGAGGUAUUUGUGUCGCACCUGAAAAGUUUAGCAAAGCAAAUAAUAUAUACAUGGGGUCGGCGCAUGAUGAGAACAAAGAGAGCUCUUUCAUUUUUUAUUUUGAUUGCAACAGUCUCUAUGCAUAUGUAAUGUGGAAUUUCAAACUCCCGUGCGGAGCUUUCCGCUUUUUAGAUGAAGAAGAAGUCUCUCAGGUGAAGAUACACGAAUUGAGACCGGAGGAUGAAACGGGGUACAUUCUGGACGUUGAUUUAGAAUUCCCCAAGGAAGUACACGAUCGGUUGCAAUUGUUACCACCUGCUCCAGAAGUCAUGGAAGUCACGAGGGAAAUGCUUAGUCCGUAUAAUCGGAAGCAGAUUUACAGUGCAGAUAAUCCAUUCAGCCGGAUACACCUCCCAUCUGAAAACCGGAAAUUGGUGGCACAUCUAGCCUUGCACAAUCACUACGUCGUUCAUGGUCUCACCUUGCAGUUGUAUCUCGAAUUGGGGGUGCAAAUCAAGAAAAUACACCAGAUUCUAUCGUUUCAACAAAAGGCCUGGUUGCGAAAUUACAUUGAGGGGAACUUGCAGAGACGAGCUCAAACUACUUCGAAAUUCGAGAAAGAUCUAUACAAAUUGUUUUCAAACGCUGUCUAUGGAAAGUGUUUAGAACGCGUUCGUUCCAGGAAGAGGAUAGUAGUAGCGACGUCAGACAGACAGCUACAGAAACUGGCGAGGAAGCCAACUUUCAAAGAGAGGACAAUUAUUGGAGAGAAUUUGAUCCUUGUCCAUCAGAUUCCGACCCAAGUCACACUUGAUAAACCUCUUUUUUGCGGUAUGAGCAUUUUGGACUUGUCCAAGAAACACAUGUACCAGUUUCUGUAUGGCGUUCUCAGAGCGCACUUUGGAGACUCCCUGACACUUUGUUAUUCGGAUACCGACUCUGUCAUAAUUCGCGUGGAAAAUGUUGAUGCCAUUGAAAAGCUAAAGGCGAUGAAAAGUCACUUUGACUUCUCCUCCCUUCCUUUCAACCAUCCAUUGUAUUCACGAGAAAAUGCAUCUCGUCAGGGAAAAUUCAAAGACGAAACUGGUGGAAAGAUAAUUUCUGAGCUCGUCUGUCUGCGUCCAAAGAUGUAUUCGAUUCUCUUUGCUGGAGAAAACGAAGAACAGAUCGUUCGAGCGAAAGGUAUGAAUCGGAAUUCGAGAACGAUGGACAUACUCUGUCACACAAAGUAUACAGAGGCGCUGUCAACAGGUCGAAACUUUUCAGUAACCAACGUGAUGAUCCGUUCGGAAAAACUUCAACUCUAUACGGUCGAACAAAAGCGUCACGGCCUCGUCAUCUACGACGACAAAGUGUACCUAUACCGGAACCCCAAUGGAGAAUUCAAAACCCUUCCAUAUGGUCACUAUCGCAUUGCGGAAAUUGCUACUGAGGGGAAAGACAGCGAUGACGAUGAUGAUGAUGAGAACGACUUGCACGAGUAG
Molecule: messenger RNA, 5592 nt
Organism: Darwinula stevensoni
Lineage: Eukaryota; Metazoa; Arthropoda; Ostracoda; Podocopida; Darwinulidae
Source: the annotation of a GenBank genome assembly